CGCCUCACCUUCUCAGGGCGCAGCGGUGGCGGCCGGCAGCACGUCUUGCGCGCGUCUUAGUACAGCCGCUGCCUUCUCCUUUUCUUCUUUGAUCCCUUCAUUGACCCAGAUUCCGGCAGCGCCGCCGGCCGGUCCCAGGCAGCUGCCGCCCCCGCCGCCACCGCUAUUCGAGGAAGGGAGGCUUGGCGUGUGGUCUGAGACUGUGCGGCGCGAUGAUGGGACUGUGAUAGCCAAGAGCAAGAAAAAGAAAACAUCUUAAAAAUUGAUGUGACAUCACUUGAGGGAUUUCUGUAUAGAAGGUGACAUCCCAAGCGCUGGCCAGUUGGCACUACCCAUAGCCAACUGUUCUCCAUUCAAACUGAAGAAACCUUCAGAAAAGCCACAGGAUAAAUAACUUUUGGAGAACAAUUUGCUUGUGAUCAGCUGAGGACAGUUGCUGAAACUGAAGAACACAACCGCCAUAAUGAAGCAUUUUCUGCGGAUGCUCGUCCAGGUGUGCCUGUACUUCUAUUGCAAGUGCUUAUGCCGCUGCCUGAAAUUUGUGGUGAGGAAACUGACAGGACAGUGUGAGUUGCAAAGGAUUUGCUACAACACAAAGCCUGGGGCCAGCAGGACUAUGAAAAUCGAAAUGUCGUUGAGGAGUUCAAAAAAUAAGCUGCUCCAAAAUUCAGUAAGUGUUCAUCCAGAUGCUAUUGAAAAAACCAUAGAUGCCAUCAUGGAACUGAAAAAAAUCAACCCUGAUGUAAACCCACAGCUAGGAGUAUCUCUGCAGGCCUGCCUCCUACAGAUUGUAGGGUACAGAAAUUUGAUUGCAGAGGUUGAGAAACUGCGUCGAGAGCCCUACGAUUCUGAGGAUCCCCAGCAUGAAGAAAUGCUUUUGAAGCUAUGGAAAUGCUUGAAACCUGGAUCCCCGUUGGAAGCUCGGAUUUCCAAGCAGUGGUGUGAAAUUGGUUUCCAAGGUGAUGAUCCUAAGACAGACUUUAGAGGAAUGGGCCUUCUUGGGUUAUAUAACUUGUUAUACUUUGCUGAAUGUGAUAGUGCUGCAGCUCAGCAGAUCCUUUCUGACUCCAUUCAACCAAAAUACAGGGAAGUCACUAAAGAGGAGCUAAGCAAAGUCAGCAAGGCCGAGUGGGAGAAGAAAAAGUUCGAUAAAGCAAUUGGCUAUUCUUUUGCAAUCGUUGGCAUUAACAUAACUGACCUUGCAUAUAACCUGCUUGUCAGCGGUGCCCUGAAAACACACUUCUACAACGUUGCUCCAGAAGCUCCAACGUUAUCCCAUUUCCAGCAGACAUUCUGCUAUUUGAUGCAUGAAUUCCAUAAAUUCUGGAUUGAAGAGGACCCCUUGGACAUCAUGGAAUUUAACCGUGUGCGAGAGAAAUUCCACAAGCGAAUCAUCAAACAGCUCCAGAAUCCAAACAUGGCCCUGUGCCCUCACUUCGCUGCCUCAGAAAGCUUAAUCAACCUGUAGCCGUUCACUUGGUAUGAUUUGAAAAACACUGCCUCAUUCUUGUGUUAGGCCACCAUCCAGACAUAAAUCGCUAAUGUAUAUUGAAUGACCAUAGCGAUUGUAUGCAUGCUUCUUGGUGCAGUAUUCAUCUUUCUCUUUCGCUCUCUGGCAUCCUCUCAGACGUGCUGCUUUUGAGGGGUUUUUGUCAUGAAAAUGGAAUCCUCACAUUGCAGUAUUUUGCAGUGUUAAACAUUCUAAAUUGAUGUUCUAUACGGAGAAGUUUUUUCUAUUUUUUUAGACUCUUCCCCUCCCACAUAUUUCCUGUCCCAUAAUUCAGCAUUAAUUAAAGAAUUGUAUUUCUCUAGCUGUGGUUUUUUUGUAUAUGUGGAAUAUUUCAGUUGAAAAAUUGUAUUGUGGAAGCCUUUUAACUUAACUGAUUUUGUUUUAUGGUAACUAAUUAUUUUUUUUACAGUGGGCACAAACUAGCUAAAGUUAAGGACAUUGGGUCCCAUUGAUCUGAAACACAUGUGUUUCAAACUCAAUUCCCAGCUUCAAUUAGGUUAAAAGUGCUUGACUUAGGCUGGAUUAUGCCCUGAGUUUGUACAUUAUUUAGAAGACCGUGUAUGUAACUUGAGCCUACUGCAGGCAGAAUAUAAUAAAAGUGAAGAUUGUGUUUUCCCAUGCAACCAUGCAUGCUUCAUGAAAAAAAUGAGAUUUAUGAUAGAAAAGUGGAAAUAACUUUUAACAUGCUCAGAAUUUAUAGCGAGGUUAAGUUGACAAUGUGGAAAGCUGACUGCUGAACCUGUUUGAGAGCACUUCUAAGACAGACCUAAAAAUAUACAGACUGACAUCCUGACUCUAAAGAUGCAGCAGGACGUUUUUCCACUUCCUCAGCACAUGCACACGCAGGGGGAGGGAUGAUGUUUUCUGCUCUCACUUUCCUCUGGAAGUGCCCUGUGACUUCCAAAAAUAUGUCCCUGAAGGCUAUGUAGCCCUCGGGGAUAAAUUUUGGAAAGCACUGAGCACUUCCAGAGGCAGGCAAGAUCAGCAAAAAUCUCUUCCCCUACAGCGGUACAUGUGCUGAGGAAAUUGGGAAGCUUCUGGCUGCAUUAAGAGCAGCCUCUUGUGAGGACACAGCUCUCACUGGUUCCUCAUUUCCUUGGUCAGAAUGUCAGCCACUGAUAAGUAGCCGAGUGUCUAAAGAGUAUCUAACUUCUCAAUAGAACCACCAUAUGCAUAUUGUCAAAGCUAAAUUGAACCACAGUGCUUUGAAACUGCAGGAAUUAGGUUAAUGUUUUGUGUUGCCAGAUGUUUGAAUGCAACGUGACUUUAUCAUGGAUGUUCUUGAUUGCUUUAAGGGAACGCAAAAAAAAAAAUUAACCUAAAAAAAUAUCUUUCUCCCCAGAAGUGAACUAGAUCUGGGGCUUUGCACUGUCAGCUCAGUUCACAGCUCUGAAGUGUGAGGAGUAUGUCAAUGAAAGGGAAGAAGUUAAUGUUGAUCAUGGGCAAAGCAAUGUCUUAUUUUAAGGAAGUGAAUGGGGACAAUCCACGUGGAAUUUCUUUAGUGUAAACCCUUUUGAGUGGCAAUAAUUGCCCAUGAACCUAACUCUGCUCAGACACACACUUAUUUCCCCCCCGUUUUAUUUUUAAUGAACUUACAAAGGAUCAGUUCCCCUUGGAUUGCACCCAGCACCUCUGACACCAUAUGUCGUCGAUAUCAAAUAGUAUUUACCAUGGCAUUUCAUACCCAUGGUAUUUUUUUACCUUCUGAAGUUUAGUAUUAUAGGUAGUUUGUGAAGCUGCUUGCAUAGCAAGAUUGAAUUUGAAGUAUUGCCUAAUUAUUUGUGGAUUAUAUGAAUAAAUGACAUCACUCGAAACAGAGGAAA
Molecule: messenger RNA, 3333 nt
Organism: Hemicordylus capensis (graceful crag lizard)
Lineage: Eukaryota; Metazoa; Chordata; Lepidosauria; Squamata; Cordylidae
Gene: ELMOD1
Product: ELMO domain containing 1
Exons: 13
Coding region: 464-1468 (334 amino acids)
Molecular function (GO): GTPase activator activity
Source: RefSeq, a predicted model, not a curated record